CGUGGCUUCCACCUCCAUGUUUUUGAUAUUUUAACGCGGAAGUGAAGCAGUUGAGCCAACAUUCCUGACAAACUCACCAGGCGAGACGAGUUUCCAAGGGCCUCUCUGACAACUGCUGUUUUCAUCGGACAUGUGGCCAAAUCACGGACCACCGAACCCAGCCUACCCUCCGGGCUACAACCCUUCCUAUCCUGUCGUCCCUCCAGCAGUGGGAUACCACCCACCUCCACACCCACCUUGCCCUCCUGGUCAGUUUCCAGCUCCUGGGAUGCACCCUGGAAUGGUACCACAUCCACCUCCAGGGGUAAUGCCAUGUGGACCCCACCCACCCCGAGGCUAUCCAAUGGCACCAGUAGGAUAUCCAGUUGUUCCUCCUGCAGGAGUUUACCCUGGCCCUUACCCACGCUCCCCUAAAGGCCAUCAUAAAGGCCACCCAAAAGGUCACAAUUAUGGAGGAAUGAAAGGUGUAACAGGCGCUCUGGGUGGCGGUCUGGCCGGAAUGGGAAUGGGCAUGGGUAUGGGAAUGGUUGGACAUAAGGUCCACAAGAAACUGAAGAAGGGGAAGAAGUUGAAGAAGGCUCACAAGGCGCUUAAGCAUGGGCAUCACAAAUAUGGCGGCAAGUCUUCCAGCAGCAGCAGCAGCAGUAGCAGCAGCAGUAGCAGUGACUCGGACUGAUCCUGGCAGCCCACCAGACAUCUGCUUCAACUCUAACGCAAAUGUUCAAGAGCACUACCUGUUAUGAAAUGAAUGCACAGCGGCUUGUUUAGACAUCAAGUCUGGAGAAUAAUGGCAGACCUGUAUUAACCUGAUAUAUAUAUAUAUAUAUAUAUAUAUAUAUAUAUAUAUAUAUAUAAAGGACUGGGUUUGGUAAUGCAGAUUUAACUUUUGAGGUAAAAAAUGGUUUUGAUUAUCUUUGUUUGAAUUAUAAUCCACUGUGUAUGAGCAUGAAGAAACAUGUACGGAGGUGGAAUGGAACGAAUUUAAUAAAAUGUAAAGCAAUAAAGAGCACUGUCA
Molecule: messenger RNA, 1015 nt
Organism: Synchiropus splendidus (mandarinfish)
Lineage: Eukaryota; Metazoa; Chordata; Actinopteri; Syngnathiformes; Callionymidae
Gene: prr13
Product: proline rich 13
Exons: 4
Coding region: 131-676 (181 amino acids)
Source: RefSeq, a predicted model, not a curated record